Messenger RNA from Portunus trituberculatus (swimming crab), 2630 nucleotides. RefSeq names its product monocarboxylate transporter 9-like. The transcript is spliced from 6 exons. The coding region runs from base 287 to 1993 and encodes 568 amino acids. Lineage: Eukaryota; Metazoa; Arthropoda; Malacostraca; Decapoda; Portunidae. Gene Ontology annotation, biological process: transmembrane transport; monocarboxylic acid transport. Gene Ontology annotation, molecular function: monocarboxylic acid transmembrane transporter activity. The record is from RefSeq and is a predicted model, not a curated record.
ACAAAUCUUAUGGUAAAAAUGUGUCCCAGUACUGAAGGGUUAAAAUCUGCGUCACUUCAACAACACAAACACUUUGGGAAGCAGUGGUGUUGCAGUAUAGAGAAAAUUCACAGUUUUCUAACCCAGGUGUGGGCAAACUACAGCCUGUCAAAGGAAUUCCUGCGGCCCGCCAAGAGUUGAUAAAUUUGAGAAAGUUAAUAAAAAAAAAAAAAAAAAAACGCCGAGUAAUAUUCACUGAAAAGUUCGCCCACCCGUUGUCUAAUCUCAUCCACGAGGCGAACACAGAAUGUAUGACACGGAGAGAGGCGAGGCGGAUACAGACCCAGUGAACAGUGCUUGUGGUGGUGGUGCUGCUGUUGUCUCCUUCACCCACACCAGCUGGAGCAGCGAGGAGGCUGAGAAGGCAGCGGUGGAGGGGCGAGGCGAUGCGAGAGAGAAGUGUGGUGAGGAACAGGACGAGGAGAGGAGCACAAAGCCAGACAGUGCCCCGCUCUGCAAGUUCCGCGCACCUGACGGAGGCUGGGGCUGGAUGGUGGCCCUGGGUACCUUCAUCGUGAACACUCUACUUUUCUCAUUACCGUUCUGCUUCGGCAUCAUGUUCUCCGGGUUCCUGGUUGGGAAUGGCGCCUCGUCCACCACCAUCGCCUGGAUCUACAACUUGUUCCUGGUGGUGUAUAACAUGUCAAUGCUCCUCGCCAACCCGCUGUGCCAGGAGUUUGGGACGCGCGCUGUGGGCUUCGCCAGUGUCCUGAUGGCGUCCAUCGCCAUUACGCUGUCUGGCUUUGCACCUUCUAUUUAUUUCCUGUACUUCUCAUUCUCCAUCUUAGCAGGCCUCAGCACCGGCCUCAGUGUGGGCAUUGCAUUCUCAGUCCUGCCGCCCUACUUCGACAAGAAGAGUGGCAAGGCCAACACCUUCCUGGUAGCUGGCGCACCAGUGACACAGAUGAUAUUCGCACCCUUCCUUCGCUACUUGCUUGACGAAUAUAGCCUCCAGGGCGCGGCCUUAAUCCACGGGGCCAUCCUGCUCAAUGGCCUGGUUGCCAUGUCCUUCUUCCACCCCGUCAAGUGGCACUUGAAACCCUGUCUGUCGCAGGAGGCUCCGCAGACACAACAACAGGGUACACUGCUGGGCGAUAAAGCUUUCCCACAGGCGGACAGCGUGGCACCUGGAAGCACCCUGAGGGGGGUGAACCGCUCCGUGCAGAGGCUGCGAGGGUCCUUCAGCAGCAGCGCGUGGUCUGUGGCGUCCGGUGGGUCAGCAGAAGUCUCCACCGGAUUGGCUUUCUUGUUAGACGAGGCAGAAGAGGCGCCGCCAUCGGGUGUGAGGCUCCGUGGCAAGAAGGUAUCCAUGAUGUGGAGGACGCUGGUGCGUGUCGGGGAGAAGAUCAGGACAGACGUGGGUGUGCUGCGGCAGUGGAGGUGUGUCAUCCUGGCAGUGACGGUGGCACUCACACAGACAACCUUACUCAACUUCCUCAUGAUGCUUCCCUUUGUGGCCAAGGCCGCCCACUACAGCCUGCAGGACGCCGCCCGCUGCAUCGCGCUGAUGGGCAUCACCAACCUCGUCACUCGCCUGGUGGUGUCACCGCUCGCUGACUGCAGCAUGUUCAGCAUCCGCCUGUCCGUCAUGCUGGGCUACGUUCUCAGGGCGUCAGGCAUCGCAGUGGCUGUGGUGUUGUCCAGCGAGGUGUGGCAGCUGAUGGCGGCUGGCGUGGUGUAUGGCCUCGGUCUGGGCUUCUCCCUCAGCAUGUUCAACCUCUCCAUCGUGCACUACAUGGGCCUGGACAACCUCAGACCCACCAUUGGCAUCUUGGGGCUGGCGGGGGCUGUUGGCUUCCCCACCCUAGGCCCGCUUAUAGGGCUGAUCCGGGACCUGACAAGUAGCUACGCCAUGAGCCUGUGGGUGAUGGUGGCCCUGGACUUGGUGAGCGCGGCUGUGUGGCUCCUCAUGCCCGUGGCACAGGCCAGGGACGCCAGGGGCAGGAUUCACUAAACAGUUAAGUAUUUCGUAAGUCCUUCAGAAGUCCGCAUAUAUCUAUGCUAAGAGCUGUUCACAAAACACUUACGGACUUCAUACGUACCUCAAAGGCUAAUUACUUUCUCGGGACCCUGUAAGCUUUCGUAACCCGGUGUGGCAUGAAGAAGUGUCCCACCAUGACGAGACGGGAAAUAAAGACCUGCCCUGCCAGACGCACGAAUCAUUCGCUCCACGGAGCGACGUGGACGCUUUAGUUGCGCCCAACACCAACACCAAAAACGCAAACACCAACACCACCAUCACCAUUACCAACACCAACACCAACAACAAGAUUGUCGGAGCGUUUUCCCCAUUGGAAUUGUACUGGAUGAGGAGAUCCUCUCCUUGCAGGCUCGGCGUGCGUUCUGCUGGCGUGCGGUACAAUAUUUUGGGAACUUUCCCAUUUCAUCAUGGUGGGUCCACAGUGAUGUUAAUUGUACGAUAAUUAUCGUAUUUGUACGAUAAUAUGGCUGUUUGUACGAUGUUCGAUACAUAGGUAAGAAUCGUACACCAAUAUACGAUAAUUGAGUGGUAAAGUAUUUUUUUUUUUAUAUUUGUAAUAAGGUACUGUAAUAAUUGUGUAAAGAAAAAAAUAUCGAUGUCAACAUUUCAG